Messenger RNA from Kluyveromyces lactis, 1230 nucleotides. RefSeq names its product proteinase A (gene PEP4). Gene Ontology annotation, molecular function: aspartic-type endopeptidase activity. The coding region runs from base 1 to 1230 and encodes 409 amino acids. Gene Ontology annotation, cellular component: fungal-type vacuole. The transcript has a single exon. NCBI's taxonomy places the organism in Eukaryota, Fungi, Ascomycota, Saccharomycetes, Saccharomycetales, Saccharomycetaceae. The record is from RefSeq and is a predicted model, not a curated record.
AUGCAUUUGAAUUUCCAAUCUCUUUUGCCUCUAGCUUCAUUGUUAUUGGCUUCUUUUGAUGUUGCUGAAGCCAAGAUUCAUAAGGCCAAAAUUCAAAAACAUAAAUUGGAAGACCAAUUGAAGGAUGUUCCAUUUGCCGAACAUGUGGCUCAACUAGGUGAAAAGUACUUAAAUAGCUUCCAAAGAGCUUACCCUCAAGAAUCUUUCUCUAAGGAUAACGUUGAUGUUUUCGUUGCCCCAGAAGGGUCUCACAGUGUCCCAUUGACCAAUUACUUGAAUGCUCAGUAUUUCACAGAAAUUACUUUGGGUUCGCCACCACAGUCUUUUAAGGUUAUCUUAGACACUGGUUCAUCAAACUUGUGGGUUCCAAGUGCAGAAUGUGGUUCUUUGGCAUGUUUCUUGCACACCAAAUAUGACCAUGAGGCUUCUAGCACUUACAAAGCUAAUGGUUCCGAGUUUGCUAUCCAAUAUGGUUCUGGUUCCCUUGAAGGAUAUGUGUCUCGUGAUUUGUUGACCAUUGGGGAUUUAGUGAUACCUGACCAGGAUUUCGCUGAAGCUACCAGCGAACCAGGUUUGGCAUUUGCCUUUGGUAAAUUCGAUGGUAUUUUGGGGUUGGCUUACGACUCCAUCUCUGUUAACAGAAUCGUUCCACCAGUGUACAACGCUAUCAAAAACAAACUUUUGGAUGACCCAGUGUUUGCCUUUUACUUGGGUGAUUCUGACAAGUCUGAAGAUGGCGGUGAAGCUUCCUUCGGUGGUAUCGAUGAGGAGAAGUACACCGGUGAAAUCACUUGGUUGCCUGUUCGUCGUAAGGCUUACUGGGAAGUCAAGUUUGAAGGUAUCGGUUUGGGUGAAGAAUAUGCUACUUUAGAAGGUCAUGGUGCUGCUAUCGACACCGGUACCUCUUUGAUUGCUUUGCCAAGCGGUUUGGCUGAAAUUUUGAACGCUGAAAUCGGUGCAAAGAAGGGCUGGUCUGGUCAAUACUCCGUUGAUUGUGAAUCUAGAGAUAGUCUACCAGACUUAACUUUGAAUUUCAACGGUUACAACUUCACUAUUACCGCAUACGAUUACACUUUGGAAGUCUCUGGGUCUUGUAUCUCUGCAUUCACUCCAAUGGACUUCCCAGAACCAGUUGGUCCCUUGGCCAUUAUUGGUGAUGCCUUCCUACGUAAAUACUACUCCAUUUAUGAUAUUGGUCAUGAUGCAGUUGGUUUGGCCAAGGCUGCCUAA